Myzus persicae (green peach aphid) is the source of this 3538-nucleotide messenger RNA. RefSeq lists its product as uncharacterized. NCBI's taxonomy places the organism in Eukaryota, Metazoa, Arthropoda, Insecta, Hemiptera, Aphididae. Gene Ontology annotation, cellular component: plasma membrane. Bases 195 to 1553 code for a protein of 452 amino acids. Gene Ontology annotation, molecular function: stretch-activated, monoatomic cation-selective, calcium channel activity. Gene Ontology annotation, biological process: calcium ion import across plasma membrane. The record is from RefSeq and is a predicted model, not a curated record. The transcript is spliced from 4 exons.
GCAUCACCAAAGUCGUCAAAUCGUCGUUUCCUCAGGCAGUUGCAGCUGUUGUACAACAUUACCAUCACCAUCGCCACCGCCACCACUACGCGCUACCGACUCAUCCGUCAAGUACAAGGAGGAAAAAUGCGGAUUCCGCGGCGAAACGGCCGGAUCGGUUGUGAUAGAGUGGUGGCGCCGGUUCCGGCGGUACAAUGCGCGCUGCCAGCACCGGCGGCGGUCUCAUCCGUCUCGUCGUCAUUUGGCCGAUGGUGCUCGCAGCGCUGGUCAUGACCGCAACCGGCGCCUCGCCAACGUCCGCCGCGGCGUACGCCGCUACGGCCACCGUCACGGCCGCCACGGCCACGGUCUCCGUGGUCGCCGCGAUGCACCGGACAGGGCCGCAGCCCUCGUCCCCGUCCCCGUCGUCGUCAAAGCCACCACCGUCGCCGCCGCCGCCGGUCGCGGACAACGCGACGGCCGGAACCGCAGCCUGCGAAUUGGUGCGCGUGUCGCUCCGGGAGCCGGCGUGCACCGGACAGAUAAGCGAGGGCCCGGGCCCGCCGCGGUGUCCAGCGGCCAUCCCGUGCGCCCGACGUGCCGAUAACGAUAACGAUAAUAAUAAUAAUUAUAAUAAUAAUGAUAAAAAAUAUAAUAAUGUUAAUUACGAUUACAAUAAUAAUAACGAUAACGAUAGUAAUAAUAUUAAUAAUUAUAAUAACGAUAACGAUAAUGAUAAUAAUAUUAAUAAUAAUAAUAAUACAAAUAGUAGUAAUCAUCAGUGCCUUGAAUACGCCCGUCGGCAGCUCAUACCGGCCAUGUGCCCGGACGACCCGGGCGCGUACGGCCGGCCCGGCCGGCUGUCCCGGUACCGGCUCCGGCACUGCUGCCACCACACCGUCGAGUCGGUCGUACAGCAGCCGUACGCGGACAAGGAGUCGUGCGUCGACCAGGUGAACAAGGCGCUUGACAUGGACGAUAUCGCGGCCGCCAUGUCAUGUCAGUUCAACGAGGUGUUGGUCAGGUACGACUGCAACCAAAAGUACUCCGCCAAGUCGUGCGAUUCGUGCAAGGACGCUUACGCUCUGUGGGCGUGCGCCGCGGUCCUGCCCCACUGGACCAGGACGACGGUGAAACAGGGACGCCGCGGCCGUUACAGGGUGAACGCUUGCAGGUCCGUGUGUCUGGAGGCCGAACAAAAGUGUCCGUGGCUGCUUCCGGUGGCCGACGACGCCAACCCGUACGCCGGCGAGGCAUCGUUCACUUGCAUAGAUCCGGACAUAUGGUUCCAGACGUCGGCGACGGACGUGACCGAACAAUGCUGCUACGAACACUGUGCGGACGGCCUGUGCGUGCGAAACGCAUCGCUGUGCAACGGUGACAGUGGCGACGCCGUUGUGCCUCAGAGACCGGUGUGCGUGGAAAACGUUCCGCUGGCGAUCGAGGAGUCUCUGUGCACCGAUUACAGUCUGACCGACACGUCGUCGGGCCACCGUCGGACGGACCUUCCACUUCAGCUGCUGUUGUGGGCGGCAUCGGCGCUGGCGCUGGCAGCGGCGGCGGCCGUCACGUAGUUGUAGCUGACGAGGCGACGACUUCGACGACGAUGACGACGACGAUGACGAAGACGAAGAAGGCCGACGGCGGGGAAACGGAGAUACGAAAACGAAAAAACCGCGAUAUCCGAAAAAUUAUAAAUCUAUUAUUAUUAUUAUUAUUAUUAUUAUUAUUAUAAAUUAUUGUUGUUAUUAUUGUUAUGUCACUUAUUGUGAACGGACGAGGUUUUCAUCUCAAAAAAAAAAAAAACGAAACCGAAAAAUAAUAAUAAUAAUAUUAUUAUAGUAUAUAUAAAAAAAAAUAAUAACGAAAAUAACGACGGACCGCCCGUCCGAUGAACGCGGACGCAACGGGCACGAGCAGUACCUAUAAAGGCUCGUCAUCGUUGCUUGUGGGCGGCCGGUGAACCGGAGGGAGCUUGACACCUCUCUGACAGGGUCCUCGUUCCUGAUAAGACUAUUAUUAAAAUACAUAUACAAUACAUUAUAUUGUUAUAAAAAUGCACACACACACUCACACACACACACACACACACACACACACACACACGAGGGGCGUAACUAGGAGACGUUGCACGGGAGUGGAUUUUUCACCUAUUCAACAAAAUGUGAUUCAAAGCUCAGCCCCCAUCGAAAUCAUUGAAAAAUAUUACACAGGAAUAUACGAUAUCGAAAAUUUUUAAAAUAUAUUACGAUAGCUUCAUUUAACCCCAUCUUUGCGAGGACGGUUGUUUAGUUACGGCAGUGUCAUACACUCACACACGCACACACAUCAGCGAGGCCCACUAGGCGGGUUGAGUGGUAGGUACGUAUUUCAAUAUUUGUCACCCCCUCAAAAAAAAUUCAAACCUCAGCAUGCAUUAAAAUAUUAACGGAAAAAAUAAUUAUGAAGACUAUCGAAAGUAGUAAAAUAUAAUAUUUUAUGUACCUACGCUUUGGCCUAGUUUGAUCGUCUGGUUACGCCCAUUUCUACACACACACACACACACACACACACACACACCCCACGAUCGUUGGCGCCGCAGGUUUUUUCAGACCGGGACCAAUAUAAUAUUAUUAUAAUAAAUAAACGAACGACGAACGCGCGCAAUGAUUAUUAAUUAACUGACGUUUAUAUUAUUAUAAUAAUUUUUAAAACACCGCCUAUGGCGUAACGUAUUAGUAUAUUGUUAUUAUAACACUUUCGACGCGGACAUUAUUUAACUAAAUAUUCUUUUGUUGUUGUAGUGCUAAGAACACUACAGUUACCGCUAUUAUUACUAUAUUAGAUCGUAGUGAGUUAUGUGACUCAAUGUCCGAAGGUUGUAUAGAGUGAGAAACGGAUUCAAGCAUUUGUUUUUCUUUUAUUCGUUCUGUUUUCCUCGUUUUAGUUGGUUUUUCGUUUUUAAAAAUUUAAUUUCACUAUCUUGUACGGAAACAUAAAAAUAGUGGAUAAGGAAAUAAAUCUGAAACGUCACGUGCACGACGAUCGAUUAUCUACAAUAAUUAUUGUAAUUAUUGAGUUGAUUCACUUAUAUCGCCGGAACCACGGAUCGUUUUCAUGUCCUUAUGAAAGGUUUACCAUUACCGACGUGGUUUUCAUCUUUUCAUUUUUAGUGCACGCCACCUGUCAAAUGUGCUGUUUUAAGGCAAUCGCACGACACGAUUAAUUGCGCUUGAAUUACUCAAACGAUUUCACACGACGAUCUAAUUAUACUAUACCAGAAAUAAUUAAUGAUUAUUUGGGGGUUUUUUUUUGUACCCACCAUAUUAAACUUUAAAAAUCUUACAAAAUAAACUUAAUUAUUUAUAUUAAGUAACAUUUUUCUUGUGUUCAAUUCCAAAAUUUUGCAAAGACGUAUGUAUUCAUCUUCUACAAGUUAUAAAAACGAAUUAAAUCUCCUCAGAGCGAUAGACGCCUGUCACAAAGUUUUUUUAAAUUAUGUUAGUAAGCGAUGUAGGUUGUAUUGUUUACUUUUUAAAUUACAUAAUAAUUGAACGUAUGUAUAAAAGUAAAUGUCAUU